This is a messenger RNA of Closterium sp. NIES-65, 1788 nucleotides long. NCBI's taxonomy places the organism in Eukaryota, Viridiplantae, Streptophyta, Zygnematophyceae, Desmidiales, Closteriaceae. The record is from the annotation of a GenBank genome assembly.
AUGCCUGUCAUUCCGGACGACGAGGAGAGAUUGUGCGGAGCUUCAGAUCCUGAGAGCAACAGUAAAAUCGAAUCCGAUUCCGUUCCGUCUACGCCGUCUCACGCCGCUCGUGCGUGGCAAUUCGCCAACACUGGAGUACACACAUUCCUGCUGACGGCAGCAAUUGGACUUAUCCUGAUCGCCGUCUAUCAGGCGAUCCCACCGCGCUUCGACUUCCUCUCGCUCGUCCAACCAGAGCAAAAAGUCGUCGUUGCCGCUCCCACGCACCCCGCACUGGCAUCGCCGGCGGCGACGGGCAUUCAAGGACCCCGUCGGGAUGAAAUUACGCCCAAUCACGCCUUCCGCCGAGGGGUUCCGGGUCCGCCGAAGGACCAGAAGCCAGGGGGUCGCGCAUUCGCCGGUGUCCCAGAAUCCCAGGGAGCAGCACGGCAAGCCAAGGUGACGACUCUGGAGUCAAAGUCAACUCGGAACCAGGCUCCAGACCAGGAUCGUCUAGAGUUUACCUUUCCAAACGAAAUUCUUGGUUCCACGCUGCUGAAGCGAGAAGCCGUUAGAGCCUUCCGCUCGCGGCUCCGUUGCCUGACGACGAGAGGCCGCUGGCGGUACGACGCGACUCCACGUGUCCUUCCGUGGGCGCUGCCGACACAGUGGGACGGCGGGCGCCAGUGCGACGAGGGACACGUGGCGCAGGGCGGGGGGAGGGUGGCGUUUGAGGAGGCAGACGGAAUCGCUCUGGCGGACGGCAUAGCGGUGGCGGGCGGAAUAACAGCAGGGGACGGAACCACAGCAGGUUCGAAACGACGGGCGGAAGAGAAAAGCGGGACGAGGAUUACUCAAGCCCAGGCGGCCGGAAAUGGGGAUCCGGGGCAGUGGAGGGUGCGGGAGAGUCUGAAAUACCGAUGGAACGUUAGCAGCAAGUGUGGGCCAUGGCGGGAGUUUGAUAGCAGGGAGCUGGUUAGGAAGCUGGCGGGGCGACGACUGCUUAUCGUGGGCGACUCGCUCAGUGGCAUGCUCUUUGCUGCCCUGCGCAACUCACUGUUCAUGGGGUUCAACCGCACGUCCAGCCAGAAACGACAAAACCUGCCGCCCAACUGCGCUCCUACAGACAGCCUGCCUGCGUUCUGCAGGCAGUGGGGGAGGGAGAUAGCGACACGCGCGCACCACGCGCUGUGCGUGGAAGACACGUGCGCGGAUGCCAGCGUGGCGUUCGUGAGGAGUGACGCCCUGGACCCCUCUCCGAACCUCACCCUGGCUUGGCCGAAGCUGAUUGGCUUUCCGUGGCUGCAUGUGCUGAACGGGACCAGCAGUGGGGGGGAGCAGGAUGGGGGAAAUGGUGGAGAGGGUGAAGGCGCUUCUACGGAAAAACGAGUUGCUGCGAUUGUACUGAAUCGCGGGGCCCACUAUACAGAGGACGAGCAGUUGGUAUCAGAGCUCUACGCCACCCUCUCUGCCAUCCGCACGGUCGCCCCCAACGUCCUCCUCAUCUACCGCAACACGCCCCCUGGCCACGCACACUGCAAGCGCCACUCCAAGCCGCUCCGAUACAGACAAGACGCCGCCCAGCUGCCGUACCACUGGGGGGAUUUUGGGCGGCAGAACGAGCUGGCGAGGCGGGUGGUAGAGCGGUAUGGAGGUGUGUAUUGGGAUGUGGAUACAGCCACGGGGUUGAGACCGGACGGGCAUGUGAUGCUCAAGGAUGGGAGGGCGGACUGCUUGCACUACUGCCUGCCAGGCCCAGCUGAUACAUGGGUGCGCAUGCUGUUCAACAUGCUCAUGGACCUUCUGUGA